AACGACGGCACGACUUUCGUGAAUCUACGUUGGCGCGCGCUUGAAAUUUCUCAGUAGCGCUACGACACUCGUAAGCGAAGGUACGUCUCUGUAUUUCGAAAACAUCGCGAAAAGGCGGCUUUGGGUAUUGUUUUUAAGAGUUUUAAACUGUGAAAAUUAUUGGAUAUAUUGUGACUUUGUUUUUUUGGUGAUUUCCCUGGGAUUUAUAGUUGUUUUAAUGUGUUUUAUGGUGUAGUUUGUUGUAAUGACAUGUGAAUUUUUUAUUUGGUUUAAAUAUAGUUAGUCUAAUUAGUGCUAACAAUGGUUGACAACAGCUCAAUUAUAGAAGGAAGUGUUAAAUUUAGGGAUGGAAAGAAGUGGAAAUCAAGAUGGUGUGUCAUGAGAAAAUUAUCUCCAGUUGCAGACUGUUUACAUCUGCAGCUUUACCGAGACUCUAAAGACAGAUACAAACAGGGUCAAACGAAGGCAUCGCUAUCGUUGGAACAUUUUUUGGGGCUUGAGACUGGUUUUACAUUAGAUAAGGAAUCGAACACGGUAGCUAUCCUUUGCCAGGACAUCGUCGUGGUUCUGGCAUUCGACAAUCGGGAACGACUGAUGCAAUGGCAGGUGAAACUAAGUUCCCACUUAAGCGACGGUCCUCACUUCUUAGUGUUAGUAUCAACAGCUCCACAAAAGUCCAGGCUUCCACCAGGUCCGGCCAGACUCCAUGUUCAAGAACGUGGAUUCUGUUUAACAACUGGUGUACCACCCAGGGUGGCUGGUCAAUGGCUAAUCAGCCACCUAAGACGUUAUGGCGUUGUUGAAGGCAAAUUUUGCUUCGAGGGCGGAUCACGAUGCCUAAAAGGAGAAGGGUUGUAUAUAUUGUUGACUGAUCAAGGGGAGGAGAUUGCUUCUACCCUUAAAGUAGCCGCCACAGGACAACUGCAUGCUUCUAGAAGAAGACCUGUUUCAAGAAACAUGUCAGUAAUGGACAGUCCAAGAAGACCUGCUCUUAGAUCCACUGGAGGGGUUGCUUUGGAACUGAGUGAAACCUCGCUAAAUUCAAGAGCUGAUUCUCCCUAUACGGACUUGGAAAGUAACUACGGUUGCGGGGACAGCAUAUCGAAUGACGGUUGGAAUCAACCAUCCAUAGAGCGAUGCAUGAGCUGCAUCAGCAAACUGGGAGCCAUGUCAAGAUCAUCCACUGCAACAGUAAAAAUUGGAGAACCGUGUUGGGAACAUGCCUGCGACAGACAUUCAAUCAGCAGCAGUUCGGACAGCAGCGGAUGGAGUCAGGCGGUUACAAAACCACCAGCUCGACCGCCAAAACCUACUGCGUCCUCACCAUCGCCAAAGAAACCGGCUGCACCGCCGCCACUGUCUUCCUACGAUAACUACGACAUACCCAAAAUCCCAUAUCCAGUGGAACCAAAAGCCGAUGAGCAUUACGACACGCCGAGGAAAUUAAAAGAGUGCGUCGCAGCUUACGGUUUCGACACCAUUCAAAAGGCGUGCGGUUGCGUGGUGCGCCUCAAGCAACCGGAGCCAGAAAGACCGUGCGUCUGUCAGCGCCUGAUGUCCUGUUGGUCGGCGCCGGAGGACGCGCACGCCGUCUACGCCACCGUAGAUUAUAGCAAAAAGGCGCAUCGAAAUCAACCUGUCGGCAACAAUUACGCCAACUUGGCGCCGAUGAAUCAAACAAUGACUGUUGCUCCAGGAAAGACUAACAAUUAUGAGAACAUGGGUUUUGCUCAGACGUUGCAACUUUAUGAAAAUAGUAAGGAGAUUGCGGAUAAGGCAAAAGCGUUGUGUCAUAAAUGUGGGCACGCACAAGAUGAUUAUUUGAUGAUGGAGCCAUUUAAUAAGCCUCAACAACCUCAUCCAGGAUACAUUCCAAUGUCGCCGGCUGUAAAACAACGUUUGGGUAAAGUACUAUCAAACAGUAAUCCCAACUUGGGACCGGCAUUGGAUAGAUCUAAUAAACCUUCAGGAUCUUCGAUGUUGCAUGCAAAUGUGUACCAAAGAAGACAUAUUUUGGAUUCCACAGAUAAUUUGGAAAUGAAAAGAAAGAGAUCGAAUUCUGCCGACUCCAGUACUAGUAGGUGCGAACCGGAAGCCGAGCCUGAACCGGAAAUCGCAACGCCAUCCCCAUGCCAGUGCUCACAACAAUCCAUUGCAGUCAGAAGGUCAUCUUCUGUCCCAUGCAAGUCCAACAGAGACUCCUCCAGCUCCAACGAUUCCGGUGUGUUUGAAUUGCCAAGAAAGAUGGCAAUUUGUUCGACAAAUUCCACUCUUCCGCGCAGAUCAAAAUCUUCGGAUCCCCUUCGCGAUUUAAGUUUCCAAUUCAACAAGGUGGAAGGGAAAUCGGCCAGUGCGGAAGCCGAAGUUCCGGUGUGUCCGUCCGGUUCAACAAGCAGUGGAACUUCGGACAUGUCAGACUACUUUGAGACUUUGUCUUUGUCAUCUUCGCACAGUUCGGGCGAUGCGAUGGCCCCCCCUCCGCCCAGUUGUACCUUAAGGCCUCGUUCGGGCAACGAAUACCUCAGUCUGCAGAGACUUAUCGCCCCCGUUCCUGAAGAACGGCACUAAACUAAAGCUAGUCUUAGUACUUAGGAAGCAAUAAUAUAUAUAUAAAUCUAUAUAUAUAGCGUUUAGUACAAUACAUAUUACUAUUAUUAUUAUUAUUAUUAUCUUAUGUCUGUAAUCAUUUUCUGUAUAAAGGUAUUUACUUUAUAAAAUAAAUUAUUCACCAA
Molecule: messenger RNA, 2732 nt
Organism: Brassicogethes aeneus
Lineage: Eukaryota; Metazoa; Arthropoda; Insecta; Coleoptera; Nitidulidae
Source: the annotation of a GenBank genome assembly